UGCUCUUAUUUAGUAUAUGACUAUAAAAAUGAUACCCAGUCAUUUGUUUGGAUCAUGUAUUUAAAAAGUGAAAUAGUUGAUCAUACUUCUUUCUCAUUUACUGAAAGUCCCAUCGUGAUAAUUCAUUCUUCAAAUCAAGCAAAAAUGCCAUGGUUUGCAAAAAUUCAGAAAGUGAAACUAUUUUUCAUCUGGUUAUUUCAGGCUAAUAGACUUUAUAAAUUUUUUGCUGAAAUGGCCACUCGAUUCUGGUCUAUAACCUCUCGUUUGAAAAAUUUUUGGUGGCAACCUUUCUCUGCCAAGAAUUUCAGUUCUGCCUCUAAAGCUUUGGAGGGUUCAACAGUAGAUUCUGAAGAAGUUUCGAAGUUCACUCAGAAAGCCAAUGAAUGGUGGAGCAAUCCAUAUCGCUUAUUAUACACAAUGAAUACUCUGAGGGUUCCAUUUAUAAGAGAUGGUAUUUUAUAUGCAUCUGAAGUGACAAUUAAAAAGCCAUUGCCACUUGAAGGGUACAAGAUUAUCGAUGUUGGUUGUGGUGGAGGCCUCUUGGCUGAACCAUUGGCAAGACUUGGUGCACAAGUCACUGGGCUUGAUCCUGGCUUGGAGAACAUUGAAGCUGCAAAAGAACAUGCUUCCCAAGAUGAAGAAAUCAAUAAUCGAUUGAAUUAUGUAUGUGACACUAUUGAAAAUUUUGUUACUGUUUCCCCUGGCACAUUUGAUGCUGUUGUGUGCAGUGAAGUCAUUGAACAUGUGGCUGAUGUUCCAAUAUUUGUUAAUAAUUGUGUGGAACUUGCUAAAGAAGGUGGAUCACUGUUUUUUACUACUAUUAACCGCACAACUGUAUCUUAUUUUGCAGCCAUUUUAGCUGCAGAAUACGUUUUAAACAUUGUUCCUCGAGGAACUCACAAUUGGAAUAAAUUUGUUCAGCCGAGUGAAUUAAGUGAAAUGUUGAAAGGUUUAAAUUGUCGAAUAGUAUCGAUAGAAGGAAUGCUGUACAAUCCUUUGACUAGAACAUGGAAUUGGUGUAGUAACACCUCAAAUAAUUAUGCUUUGCAUGCUAUAAAAUAAAUUUUGUUUUUAUUUUUUUCUAAAAAUGCUAUUUAUUUUUAUUUUUUAAAAAGUAUUUGACAUUAUAUAAAUAAAAACAUUUUAAAUUGCUUUA
This is a messenger RNA of Argiope bruennichi, 1156 nucleotides long. RefSeq names its product ubiquinone biosynthesis O-methyltransferase, mitochondrial-like. The coding region runs from base 55 to 1062 and encodes 335 amino acids. The transcript has 3 exons. The record is from RefSeq and is a predicted model, not a curated record. NCBI's taxonomy places the organism in Eukaryota, Metazoa, Arthropoda, Arachnida, Araneae, Araneidae. Gene Ontology annotation, biological process: ubiquinone biosynthetic process. Gene Ontology annotation, molecular function: 2-methoxy-6-polyprenyl-1,4-benzoquinol methyltransferase activity.